Messenger RNA from Neltuma alba, 692 nucleotides. RefSeq names its product kunitz-type trypsin inhibitor KTI1-like. The record is from RefSeq and is a predicted model, not a curated record. Gene Ontology annotation, molecular function: endopeptidase inhibitor activity. The coding region runs from base 1 to 585 and encodes 194 amino acids. NCBI's taxonomy places the organism in Eukaryota, Viridiplantae, Streptophyta, Magnoliopsida, Fabales, Fabaceae. The transcript has a single exon.
AUGAAGACCACCAUGUUUGCCCUCUUCCUUCUCCUUGCCUUCGCCUCUUCGGCCACAGCCGGUGUUGUUCUGGACACAAAUGGCGACGCGGUUGAUAACAACGGAGCCGCCUACUACAUCCUCCCGGAUAUUUUUGCAAAAGGCGGAGGCUUAGCCCUAGCCAGCACGGACAAGGAAACUUGCCCUCUUACCGUCGUGCAAUUACCAUCUGAAGUCCAAAACGGCUUGCCCCUGAGAAUUUCGUCGCCAUUAAGAAUUGCAAUCAUCAAAACAGACAUGAAUGUGGAUAUCUCCUUCAUUGCUGUACCAGCAUGUGCUUCUACACCGUCCAAGUGGACCGUUGUUGAGGGCAAGGAAGGCGCAAAGUCGGUGAAAAUCACUGGGUACGGUAACACUUUGAAGGGUUGGUUCAGGAUUCAGAAUUACAGUCGCUUGGCGUAUAAGAUUGUGUUCUGUCCCACUGAUGCUGAUUCUUGUGAAGAUGUUGGGAUUUCAACGGAUGAUGAUGGAAAUAGGCGUUUGGUUAUCUCUAAUGGCAACCCUUUCGCGGUUGUGUUCGUGAAAGCCACAUCACUUGAAGCUUGAUAAGUCUUUAGAAGUAUCAAAUCGUCUAUCAAUAAGAUCAUCUGAAUGAUGUUUCCUUGUGAUAAGUUAUGACGAUUAAAUAAAAUGAUGCUUCAAACUGGCUCUCU